Molecule: messenger RNA, 1984 nt
Organism: Nasonia vitripennis (jewel wasp)
Lineage: Eukaryota; Metazoa; Arthropoda; Insecta; Hymenoptera; Pteromalidae
Exons: 6
Coding region: 456-1511 (351 amino acids)
Source: RefSeq, a predicted model, not a curated record
UAUAAAACGUUUUCGACUUUCGUUGGAGAUAACACUCGGACAAAGGGAUUUCAGGUUUUUACCGGUCGUCUUGGAUGCUCGCAUCCACUAGUAUGUGAUGUGUAUAUAUUGGAUGACAUAAUGUCAACAUAAAUAAAUAUAUAUAUAUAUAUACUGUAUAAGUAUACCUAUAAGUAUUGUAUGAACAUUAUAUUUAUUGAAGAAAGCAAUAAUCCUGAAGAUUCAAACUUUAAAGACACCUGCUCACAUUCAAAAUUAAGGUUCAUAAAUCGUUAUUGCGAAUUACUACUGUGCAAAAGGUUGAUAUGACGAGGUGACAAUAUAAGCAGUUACGGAGAUGUAAUGAAUUUUGUCAAGAGGAUAAGAAAAAUUUGCAUGAUUUUUGCCGACAACGUUAAGUAGAUGAGUAGACUCCGUAUUCAUACAUAAAGUUGAUCAAUUAUAUACAAAACAUCAUGGACAUGGACGACCCGCUAGUUACUAUUCGCAUGCAGUACGUUGAAGACCUAGAGGAUAUUUUGCAAUGCCCGGUAUGUUGGGAAUUACCAUCUGGAUUAAUAUUCACUUGUAUGAAGGGUCAUCACAUUUGUGAACAUUGUCAAACAAAAGAUGGACUCAAUGUAUGCCCAUCGUGCGAAAGUAAUUUUAAUGGCUCGCGUAAUUACUUAGCUGAGAGCUUAUCGUCCAAAUUUGACGAUAUUAAGAAUUCAAUUUUAGAUCCAGCACAUCGUAUCAAUAGAAAAAUCGUAAAAAAACACAUUGAAACUCAAACUGCUUCGACUGAAACUAUUUCUGUAAAUACCCAAACCGAAGUAGAUAACAAUUCGGUAUCCACGCAAACGAAUUUCAGUGAAUGCUCCAUUGAAACUCAAACCGAGUUAAAUGUUAUCGAUGUUGGAACACAAAUGGAUGAACAAUUACAACCUAAUACACGAGCGUCAUUUAUGGUAAAAGAGAACCAUAAUGUUACCGUUGGUGCGAUUAAAGAAGAUAGCACAUCCACUAAAGACAAUAACUAUACAAUUUCUUGUUUACUCGAAUCCUGCGAAGAUAAGUGUUCGUACGAUAAUAUCGUUCGCCAUAUAGAGCUGAAUCACAAAGAGCAUCUAAUGAAGGUAAAUUUGCCAAAGAACGACGGGUUAUAUCGCACUGAAUGGAAUAUAUUGUACGGAAAGGGCACGUCAUUUGAUUAUGCGAUAGACAUCCUUGAUAUAGGUUUGAUUUUUUUCAACGUUUCCAUUGAUCCCGAAGGCAACUUAUUUGGGAAUAUCGAAGUCGUUAAGUACUAUGGUAUUAACGAACAGCAGCUUUAUUACCUCUUGAUGAUUACAAACUCUCAAAACGGUUUACUGUCAGAAGUGUUCAAAGGAGUUGUACCAUCUUAUUUGUGUGAAAAAAACAACAAUACGGAUAAUAUUUUCAUAUCUGGGGCAAGUUUUUCGCGAUAUUUGUUGAAUGAAAAGAAACGUUUCGACUGCUCUCUAACUUUGUAUCGUCCCGAGGAUUUUUAAAAGUCGACUUGCAUUUAUUUAGAACUCGAUCGAGCACUAACUUUAUUCCUUAUUUUUAUUCUACAAUAGCUAUAAUUAAGUAGUAUAACGUAAUCUGUUGAGAGAGUAUUUUGUACCUUUCAAAUAAUUUUUUGAUAAAUUAAAAAAAUAACAUUUUCCAAUAAUGAACCGUAUUUCCGCCAAUGUGUUUAUAUUUUAUAUGAAUAAAAUCGUUGGAACAUUAAGUAUAUAAAAGAAUACAAUUUUUGUUUUGCACUCGCAAGUUGAUUAGCUCGUCUAAAUAUAACCUAGUCUAUAUAGAAAUUGCAAUAUAGUCGGUACUGACAACGCAACGUUUUCUCAAAUUACUCAUAUCGAUGUCUACCAUACGCGAGAACAUGCGUGUGUGACAAUAUAUGAACAAUAAUUGUAUCCUGCAUGGGAUUUUGUUGAAUAAAAUUCGCACAGACUCCGCGAUUCACUGUUGCAAACGA